CACCCACAACCGUCACAAUGCCUGUCAGCGAAUCCUCCGCCCGCCUUAGCACCGGCUUCACCGGCAAAGGCGGCCUGCAACCCUGGUCGGUGCGCGAGCCGUACACGGCGUACAAGAGUCCCUAUGGACCACAAUACAAGGCUGUGAAGCAAUUCCACGGCAUCAGCUUCGGCCGCGCGGCGCGAUUUGGCAUUACCGCAGCCGGCUUCGGUGGUGUAGCAGGCUUCGCCGCGCUCUUCAUGUUCGCCGAGCUCCCACGCGUAGCAAAGGAUAUUAUGCAGCCGAUUCCCAUUCUUGGCUCUUUCUUCACCAAGGAGAUUGCGCCUGAGGACAACCCUUUCUAA
Molecule: messenger RNA, 344 nt
Organism: Pseudovirgaria hyperparasitica
Lineage: Eukaryota; Fungi; Ascomycota; Dothideomycetes; Acrospermales; Acrospermaceae
Exons: 4
Coding region: 18-344 (108 amino acids)
Biological process (GO): mitochondrial electron transport, ubiquinol to cytochrome c
Source: RefSeq, a predicted model, not a curated record